UGGGGCAGAGCUAUAGGGCAGAGCUAUAGGGGAUGAGCUAUGGGAUCUUUCUAUGGGGCAGAGCUUUGGGGGUUGAGCUAUGGGAUCUUUCUAUGGGGCAGAGCUUUGGGGGAUGAGCUAUGGGAUCUUUCUAUGGGGCAGAGCUAUAGGGGAUGAGCUUUGGGAUCUUUCUAUGGGGCAGAGCUAUGGGGGAUGAUCUAUGGGAUCUUUCUAUAGGGCAUUUCUAUAGGGCAGAGCUUUAGGACUCCUCUCUGGGGUUUUUCUGUGGGGCUGUUCCGUGGGGCGCAGCUUUGGCGCUGCGCUAUGGGGCACAGAGCCCGGCAGCAGCCGCGCUGUGGGGCGGGGAUGCCGUGGGGCGCCGUGGGCCGCGCUAUGGGGCGGGGAAGCCCCGAGGGCCCCCCACCUUCGCCCCACCCGCGCCCCACCCAGUCCCGGCUCUCAUAAAUGGGGCGGCUCUGCCCCACGGCCCCGGGGCCUGGCCGAGAUGUGGGGCCGGGCCAUGGGGGGGGCCCGGCUGCUGCCGCUGCUGCUGCUGCUGCUGCCAGGCUCCAUGGGGCUGCAGUGCCUGAGCUGUGGGGAGGAUGACGACGGCAGCUGCCGCCAGCCCAGGAACGUCUCCUGCCCCACGGAGAGCGACGUGUGCAGCGAGGCCCUGGCCGUUCUCAGCUGGAGUGCCGGUGGCCUGGCGCUGACCGCCCGGGGCUGUGGCCGGGGUCAGCCGGGGGCUCUGGCCCGGGCGCUGCAGCUGCCGGGGCUGGUUCUGUUCGAGCGGCGCCGCAACUGCAACGGGGAAUCCUGCAACGGGGAACUGGGAGCACUGGGAGCACUGGGGAGCGAGAGCGCCAACACCACGGCCCCUCCCCCCAACGGCCUGCGCUGCUUCGGCUGCCCCCCCACCGGGCCCUGCCCCCCCGGCACCGUCGUCCAUUGCCACGGCGACCACCGCGGCUGUUUCCAUGGCAACGUCACCCUGCGAUUGGGUAACCACACCCUCCGGCGCGAGGUGCGCGGCUGCGUCCCCGAUGGCGACUGCGCCCGGGAGCGCCGCGGCGACGCCGACGCCGCCAUCGCCGGCUCCUGCUGUCAUGGCGACCUCUGCAACCGGCAGCUGGGCGGGACAACGCUCUUCGCCCCCGACCUGCCGCGCCUGGAGCUGCUGCCGCACGGCCACGCCCCCACGGCCCCGCCCACAAACGCCACCAAGAUGGCCGACGGCAACGCCGGGGAGGAGGGCGCCAAUAUGGCCGCCGGCGAGGGUGGUGUGAGGCACGGCGACGCCGGAACGGCCGCGCCGGAGCGAGGCGCGGGUGUCGGGGGAAGGCGGGCGGGCGGGGGCAAGAUGGUGGCUGGGAAUAAAACGGCCUCAGGAGACAAGAUGGCGGCUGGGGACAAGAUGGCGGCUGGGGACAAGAUGGCGGCUGGGGACAAGAUGGCCGCCGGGAAUAAAACAGCCUCAGGAGACAAGAUGGCUUCUGGUGACAAGAUGGCUUCUGGUGACAAGAUGGCCGCCGGUGACAAGAUGGCCGCCGGAGACAAGAUGGCCGCCGGAAACAAGAUGGCUUCCGGUGACAAGAUGGCCGCCGGAGACAAGAUGGCCGCCGGAGAUAAGAUGGCCGCCGGAAACAAGACGGCUUCCGGUGACAAGAUGGCCGCCGGAAACAAGAUGGCCGCCGGAAACAAGAUGGCCGCCGAUGAUAAAAUGGCCACCGAGGAUAAGAUGGCCGCCGGAGACAAGAUGGCCGCCGGUCACGUGGGCUCCGGGCGGCCAAUGGGGCGCAAGGACGGGGGGAAGGCGCCGGUGGGGCGGGGCCAAUCCCUGGGCGGGCCCGGGUGGCUCCUCCCCUUCCUCCUGUGGCCCCUCCUCCGCUGAGGGCGGGAAUAAAACGGAGCAGGGAAACUGAGGCACGGUUUGGG
Poecile atricapillus (Black-capped chickadee) is the source of this 1914-nucleotide messenger RNA. RefSeq names its product LY6/PLAUR domain containing 3 (gene LYPD3). The record is from RefSeq and is a predicted model, not a curated record. NCBI's taxonomy places the organism in Eukaryota, Metazoa, Chordata, Aves, Passeriformes, Paridae. The transcript has 5 exons. Bases 485 to 1870 code for a protein of 461 amino acids. Gene Ontology annotation, cellular component: plasma membrane.